Penicillium daleae is the source of this 5046-nucleotide messenger RNA. RefSeq names its product Ty1/Copia family ribonuclease HI. Gene Ontology annotation, molecular function: nucleic acid binding. The transcript is spliced from 3 exons. Lineage: Eukaryota; Fungi; Ascomycota; Eurotiomycetes; Eurotiales; Aspergillaceae. The record is from RefSeq and is a predicted model, not a curated record. The coding region runs from base 1 to 5046 and encodes 1681 amino acids. Gene Ontology annotation, biological process: DNA integration.
AUGUCGCCUUCUGCAGCGAGCUCAAGAACUGCUUCCUCGCGGUUACCGUCUCGAUCUCAAAAAGGGUCAUCUCAACCUCCAAGAAGCACUAAACGACAAAGCAGACACACGUGGACCGACGAGGAGCUGAACCUUCUUUCGCACCUUCGAUACCUUCAUCGCUGGGGCUUCAAACAAAUCCAGAAGUCAUAUUUCCCCUCACUUUCACCAAGUGCACUCUUAGGAGCCUACUGGCGCCUAUCCACUGAAGACCGCGUACGCCGAGCAUCAAAGGUCGCUGCUCCAAUUACCACCCCUCGCAAUACUACAAGAGACUCUCGCAGUGCCCCCAACGCUCAAUCUACGCGUCCUGGCCUUGAACAGGAACCAAGCUAUCUUCAUCAUCCUAUUUCUUGUCCAUUCUCCCAGGCGGAAAGCAGCACUGAGACCUCGAUCUUACCCUCGCCAAAUUCUGCUACUGGAGACGAACCUGUAGCCCAAAGCAGCAAUACACACCGCUACAACCUUCGGCCAAACAGACCUACAACCUUCCCACAAAGGAAACCGCGAUAUCUAGUUGACCGGCGCCGUUUCCCUCACUUCUCCAAGUCGUACAGGUACCACCUGAACCUGCACGGGCUGCCAGACGGAGACUACGUCCCGUUGUCUCACACACCUACGCCAGACUCAUCGGACCGUAGCCCUUCCGUCGUCUCGAGCCCGCCUAGUGUCGCAUCAAGCCUAGAGCUCUUUGGCUUGGAAACGCGUUCCCUCAACUCAUCAGAUCGUGGUUCCUCGGUUAUUCCCAGUUUAUCCGACGACAUCUCCAGCGCAGAAUUCUUCAGCUCAGAGGAGCGUCCCAUUCCAAUACUCGAUAAUGCCAGUGACUGGUUUAAGUGGAAUCAGAAGGUCAAUGAGUUCAUUCGGAUAUCCGCCGUUGCCGACGAUGGAACAACUCCACCAAUAGAGGAAGAAGAAGCACGGCUAUGGACUCAUCGCCAAAAGUUCUACUCUGCGAUGAUCACGGCAAAGCUGACCCACAAUGCAGCACAAAGGAUCAACGCUUUUGAGAUCUCUCGAGUCCACGCACUCCUAAAGGCAGUUAAAGACAACUUCAAACCAGAAGGCACUGGCACAUACGUGAACCUCCAGCGACGGUACAUGUCCCUCACAAGAGAGAAAUGUGGAAGCGCCCAAGCCCUCGGAGCCGAGAUCAGGAAGAUCCAUGCCGAGAAACUUCUCCUUGACCCUGACUGCGUGACCUCCGAGAUUGAGCGAACAUUCUUUUUCGUGCACGCAUUAGGUCCUGAGUAUGAAAGUUUCCGUGAUCAUAUAUUUCGGCAAAUGGACCUUGUUAACGAAAGAGAUGCCAAUGGUAACAUCACAAAAGCGGCGCCCACGUUCGACUAUAUCGAGAACAAGGCAAUUGAGGAAGAACAUAGGAAGGGGCAAUUGAGCAAACAACCAACAGAGGCGCAAGCACUUCCUGCUCUCGCUAUAAUCCGAGGGCCAGGUGAUAAGAAAGUCAUACCGUCAUCCGACGGAACGACAUGUCGAAUCGAGAUCGAUAACGUCCCAUAUUGCUCCCUCUGUCGGAAACCUUAUCAUGUGGACUCUGAGUGCUUUAGCAAGAACCCCAGACCGAGGGAUCAGAAGAAAGACGGAAAGAGCCACAAGUCAAAGCCAGGCAAUUCACAUACAGGCGCACGCAAGCCGUUGAAGCGGCGGCCCUCCCCGGAUGACGAAGAUGAUGAUGUCGGUGGUCCAAGGGAUCCAAAGAAGCCCACCUUCAUGGCGACAAAGGUCUCCGGAGAAGAUGUUAAUAAAGCAUUUGGAAAGGACGUUGAAGGCAACUUCGCUUUAUUCGACCACAUCCCCACAUUGAUGGCUACAAAAACCCUAUCGAUCCGUGACGCAUGGAUCGUCGAUAGUGGAUGUGCUCAGCACGUCUGCAAUAACGCCUCGAGAUUUGUAAAGAUGGACAAGUACCAUGGACCACCACUGAGAAGCGUCGAUACCUCCACAACUCCCUCGGGAGUGGGGGCAGUCAAUGUUCUGUGCAAUGUGCGAGGCAGAAGGAAAUGGCAUGUGCUUGACAAUGUCCUCUACGUCCCAUCUGCACAUGCAAACCUCAUAUCGGUGCUCCAGCUUCUCAAACGAGGAGCAAAAGUCGAAUUCUCAAGUCAAAGUGCUAGUAUUCGCAACAAGUCAAACGGAAGAACCUAUACACUGCCAGCCAAUAUCAUGGAGUCUAUGCACUUGAUCUAUGGACGAAUCUCACUUUUCCCUCUUACCAUCGAUGCGAACCUACAACGGCUUAAGAAGCAGGCCCACGGCAUCCGGGAUAUGGAGCCCCGUCAGCCAUGCAACCCAUGCCUCCAGGGACGAAUGAUUGAAAAGCCCCACAACCGGUCAGGACGGAGCAGAAGAAGGGAAUAUGCCAUGGAACUCCUCCAUAUUGACGUUGCAGGACCAUUUGACGAGGGUCUUGAUGGCAGUCGCUAUUGGCUCACCAUCGUCGACGACUUCACGGCGUGGAUUGAGGUUAUCCCUAUACCACGACGACAAGAAUUUGUUGUGGAAUCACUUCGGUUCUUUCUUUAUCAUAACGAACGCCCUGAACGAAAAUGUAGACGAAUACGCCUCGACCGAAUCCCUGAGCAAGUGGGAGAAGACAUGAAGUUCAUACUGUUCUCACGGGCAAUCCAUGCCGAGGUCACAGGCGUUGAUCAGCACCAGCAGAAUGGGGUUGCCGAGAGAGCCCAUAAGACAAUUUAUGAUCGGGUUGCGCCUACACUAGCACAUGCGAGACUACCACCAAAAUUCUGGCCAGAAAUUGCUCGAACCGCAGCCUUCCUCUCCAACCGGUCGCCGUCAUCAAAGAUCAACAUGACUCCGUAUCAAGCUUGGUACGGCGACAAGCCGGACCUAUCACGACUCAGAGUGAUCGGAUCCAAAGGGGAAUACUUGAUCCCACCCAAGCAGAGGAAGAAGCUCACAGAGCCAAGAACCAGGCCAUGCAUUCUACUAGGCUAUGAGGGAAAUACCAACUACCGUAUCCUGCUGGAAGACGGAAGAAUCGUUGGGACCCCAAAUGCUGAAUUUCACGAAGUCCUUACAGCUCCUUCCACACAGACUACAGAAGAUGUGGGAGCCAGACGAGACGGCUCACCUGAGGCAACGGCUGCUGCCGCAGGGGGGAGUGAGACGGUGGGACUAUUAAAUCAACCGUCGGUAGGCAUACGGCAAGCAUCCGUGCCCGCCUCUGGGCGCCAAUUGUCGAUGGCACCGCCAGAGCGAGCCCUACCUAAGUCGAGGAACAAUAUCUCGCACAUACUGCCUCGAUCGAGUAACGAUAACUCACGAGUGCUAACCCAGUCGAGUGACGAGGACUCGCAGACACCAGCGUCGUCUCAAUCGAGUGACGAUGACUCGCAGCCACCUGUUGCUGUACAGGGAGACAGGACCUUGUCGCCCACACGGAGCGAUGAUACCUUUGGACCAUUUGCAGAUGAUUUACAAAACAUCAUCCAAAGGAAUGACUCACCACCCGGCGGCGACCAGCAACAAGACGACGCUCAACCAGGUCUAGUUUCAGGAGAAUGGCAACGAUAUCCAGAACUCCAACUUGACCGCCCAGUUCAUGAAGUGCGACAAGAAGCACUAGAACACCACACUGAACUCAAAAUUCGCGCUCCGCAGGUCACACUAGACACUUUUAGUGAUAGCGAAGAAGAGCUUGCGUUAAUGAGUAUACCUGACGGGAAUGUCAUCCCAACGUUCUUAACGUUGGCUGCAGAGGAAACCGAACCCUUUGAACCAAAGACUCUUCAACAAGCAAAGAACGACGCAAGCUGGCUCGAAUGGGAAAGAGCAAUGCUUGACGAAGUGAACUCACUCAACCAAAACAAAACGUGGGAGCUUGUUGAUCCUCCCAAAGAUCGCCGGAUUCUCAGCGGAAAAUGGGUCUACAAACUCAAGCGAGGACCGCAUGGCGAAGUCAUCCGUCACAAAAGUCGAUGGGUAGUGAGAGGCUUUACACAAGAAGAGGGUAUUGACUAUGACGAAACUUUUGCCUCAGUUGUCAAGCCAAUGAGCUAUAAAGCUCUAUUCGCAAUCGCAGCGGCCCUGGAUUUAGAGAUCGAGCAAAUGGAUGUCAAAACGGCGUUUCUUUACGGCUACAUAGACCACGAGAUCUACGUCGAACAGCCGCACCACAUGACCGACGGUACAUCAAGGGUCUGCAAACUUCGAAAGGCACUCUAUGGCCUAAAGCAGGCUCCUCGGAUCUGGUAUCAGACACUUACAAAUUUCCUACGGAAUCUUGGCUUCGAGCCAAUCAGCGCUGAUCUUGGGAUCUUCGUCCGGAGCAACAUGUACAUCGCCGUGUACGUCGAUGACCUCCUGAUCGUGGGACCAAGCAUUGCGGAAAUAAAGAAGAUCAAGCGAAGCCUCAGAAACCGUUUUCAAAUGACAGAUCUCGGACCAUGCAGCUACUAUCUCGGGAUGUCCGCCCAGCGAGACCGUCAAAACAGGAUACUGUACCUAAGUCAAGAAGCGUAUAUUGACAAGGUCGCUCGUCAGUUCGGAAUCAGCAACAGCGCUCCCGUCAGCACACCGAUAGAAACCUCGCCACUUCCAGAGAAUAAUCCAGAUUACAGAUGCCCUCCAGAUCAAAGGACCACCUACCAACGCCUUGUCGGAUCUCUGAUGUAUAUUAGGCUUGGAACCAGGGGGGACGUCGCGUAUGCCGUCUCUGUGGCGAGCAGGUAUCUGGCAAAUCCUGGACCACAACACAUGAAACUCGCUCGACGCAUCCUGCGAUAUCUCAACGGCACGAAAAGCCUCAGGCUCACGUACAAGGGUCAUCACCAGAUGCUGAAAGGCUUUACAGACGCAGACUGGGGUGGAUGCCGCGACACCAGACGGUCAACAGCUGGAUAUCUCUUCAACCUCGGGAGUGGAGCAAUUAGUUGGCAAUCGAAGCGUCAAAGUGUCGUUGCCCUCUCGACCGUGAAGCUGAAUUUCUUGGCCAGACACAAGCAACCAAAGAAGCAAUCUGGUUGA